UGCUUUUUCUGGGUUUUUUUUUUUUUGGGAAUUUGAUUGGAUGUGUUUGCUGGGGUGUUGUUUCGUAUUUUCAAGCUUACUGUUUGAUCUAUUGAACUGUUGAUUUGGUGGAGAAAAUGUGGAUGAAGAUUGCCAUCUGGGUAUCUAGGCUGCGUUUCGAUGAAGAUUUGGGUGAUUUUUCUUUUUCUUUUUCUUUUUUGUUUUCUUUUUGGGUCAAUCUGGUCUUCUUGUCUGUCCAUUUCUGGUAGAAAAUGGGGAAAAUGGAGUUCGGUUGGAGUGUUCUUGAGGUUUUUUAAAGUUAAAUUCUAGCUUCCAUGCCCAAUCUGGGUUUUAAGCUGCCACUGAUAAUUUUUUUUCCUACUUGGAUUGAUGAGAUUGUAGUCAGAGAAAGGGUCUGGUCGAGCAGAGGAUUUUAUUUUGUUUAUUUUAUUUUUAUUUUUAUUUUUAUUUUUCAAUUCAGUGAACAAUUUAAGAUUUUCACCUUGUGGCUGGAGUGGUUUUUCUUUUCUUCUUUCUUUUUCAAUUUAAGUUUCUAAGUUGAUUCAGGAAGAUUGGGGGAAGUUUAUGAUUUGUCUCCAGUCAGAUUUGAAUUGAUUUUGUUGAAUUCAGUCUUAAAUCCCACAAUUCAGACAUUUUCCGGAGACAUUGUUACUUCCUUUUUAUUCUGUAUUGUUGCCCAUUUGAUCAUUUUUUUUUUUGGUUCAAUCGGAUGAUUGCAGUGACAUUUUUUGAAAUAGGAUGCAUUCUUAGCACAUUCCAUUUCAUAAUUCUGAAUUAUUUAUACGGCAGAGAAAAUUUGGAAUCAAGACUGUAACUGAAUGAUGAAGGGGGGAUUGAUUGGAUUUGGAUACUGAUUGGUAGAUUAAGAUGGAACGGGACUACUAAAGUGAAAUGGGUAAGGUAGUUUAUUGCGGGUUUUGUUUGGAAUUUGGAUCUUCCAUGGAAAUUGAAUGGUUCCAUUCUACUUUUGGAUGGCAUUUGAAAGGAGAAAUUCACCACAAUGAAAUUUAAAAUUGUGAUGAUGAAGUGGUGAAUGUAUCACUUCAAGGAGAUUUAAAAUUGUUUCUUGAACUCCUUUGGUGGCAAUCUCUCCGAUUUUCUUUAAUGGUCCCAUCCGGAGUGAUUUUACCUUCACUAGUUAUGCAAAGUAAGGAUAGAGCCAAUCAAAUUCUGUUCAGCAUCCAAAUCACCAUGAAAGUAUGCAAUUAAAACGGUGCCACUCAUGUGAAGUGAGUACUAGGGAAAAUCGUUGGAACCUCAAUCUUCUGUAUAUCUCAAGGAACAAGUUAGUUAAUGCUGUUGAAUAAUCCGAUGGAAGACAAGCAAUUGAAUUUUAAUCAACCACUUUUAUCUGUUCGGAGAUUCUCAUCAACAGUGGCUUCCACAGAAGUUGAGAGCAAACGGAAGAAUGAUAGUUCCCUUUCCAAUAUACUUCCUCUCCCUACCUACAAAUCAGAGUUGAAAUCAGGUCCAGUGAGGAAUCCUGGAGCUGUUCCUUUUAUAUGGGAGCAGACUCCAGGAAGACCCAAGGAUGAAAGCAAACCACAGAUCCCUCCCACCGCCCCAAAGCUUCCACCUGGUAGGAUUUUGAAUACUAAACAGCGACCUCCUGAUAAAGUUUCUAAGGAUCCAAUUGUUGCUGGGACCCAAACAGCAAAUAUCCUUUCUAACUCUCGAAAUGUUUCUUCUUUGGAUGAAAAUGUUACUAAACUUGAGAACUUUAAAGAGGGAGUUGAGGAUAAAGGGAGUUCUGGUUCAGAGGAUGGUGAUGUAGCCUAUUUAGAUGCACUGGAUACACUUUCCCGGUCUGAAUCUUUCUUCUUGAACUGUAGUGUAAGUGGUUUGAGUGGAUUGGAUGGUCCAGAUGUCAAGCCCUCUGGAACAUUUUCAACAGAUCCACAGACCCGGGAUUUCAUGUUGGGUCGAUUCUUGCCAGCGGCCAAGGCAAUGGCUUCAGAAACCCCUCCAUAUGCCUCUAGGAGGCAACCUGUGGCACAGAGGCAACCUGGGGCACAGGCACAACCAAGACAGGUAAAAAAUGUAGUAAGCGGGGAUAGGCGGCCUCCGCUUUAUCAAUAUAGGCCAAAUGUUUCAUCACAUUAUGCUCAAGAUAAAGGUAGAGAAGAGAGUGAAGAUGAAGAUAACUAUGUUGAAACUGAACUUUUGUCUGCCAAAGUUUGUGGGUUAUUUCCUCGGUUUGGCUUGAAGAAUUCCUUCUGCCUUAUGAAUCCAGUACUAAGAAUGGGAGUUCAGGCCCGGGUACCUGCCUCCUCUCUCCGUGCUACAAGAGCUAGAUUCUCAUAUAGUGAUGCUAGUACUCUAACUGAAAAUAAGCGCUCUAGAAAUGUCGUUAAUGAGAAAAGAUCAGGUGGACUCCAAAGAAGUAAGCCGCAGGAACUUAAGAGAAAGGAAGAAAAUGAAAGCAGUAAAACUAAUUACAAGAGUGAUUCUCAGAAACCAGAUGGGUCAUCCCUGUACAUGCGUUUGCAGGGAGGUGGCAUGUUGCCCUACCGGAGUGACUCACUGCUAUCCCACUUUAAUGAAGAAAAAGGAUUUCAUGGCAUUCAUGAAGAACCUAUGAGCUUGGGAGUUGAUGGCUUUGGUUCACAUCAACAGGGCCAAAAAAUCUUCCGGGAAUUAUUGGCCAGUAGCCCUCAACGGGAAUCAGGCUUGGAAAGCCCUACAGUUGAGAAAACUCUGUACAUAGAUUCUGUACAUAUUGUAGAACCUCGGAAUUCUAAUUCCAGCUUUUCAGAUAUGAAGGGGCUGAGUGACACCCGGAGUGAUUUUGAGAUUCUUGGAAAAUCUAGGACCCCUUCAAUGGAGUCUUCUCUUCAAGACAUCAAGCACUUAAGCAUUGCAGAUGAAGAAGGCAAGUCACAGCCAAAAAUUUUGGACUCUAUGGAUUCUAAUCUACUGUUUUCCUGUGUCAAAUCAGAUCAGGAAGUCCAGAUGGACCAGAGGAAAGGAUUCAGUAGGUCAGAUCCUAUUCUGGAUUCCAUGACCUUGGAUAGCCCAGAAGUGCUUGACAAUAGGAAUCUGGAUGACGAAAACCAUCGGCCUUCAGAAGCAGAUAGUCUAGAAAAAUUUCAUGAUAGCCACUCAGAACUUCCUCUUCCUCCACCUUUACCAAAAUCUCCCUCUGAGUCUUGGCUCUCGCGUACAUUGCCUUCUGCAUCAUCAAGGAACUCCCAAUCACAUUUUGCCACUUGGACUAGCCCCAGAAACCAAGCUUCCAAGACAUCAUCCCCUGAUCCCAAGUGGGAAACAAUUGUCAAAACUUCUAAUGCCCAUAAAGGGCAUUUGCGGUUUUCUGAGAAACUGUUGGCUCCGGUACCAGAAAGUUAAAAACGCAAGCGCUAAUUCUGAAGCCCAUUUGCACAAUUGUUUUGGUUGCCUCAUUCAUUGCUCAGUGAAUUCAAAGGCAAUUGAAGUAUUUUCCCACUUCUUAUAUACACUUCUCCCAGAGAUUCUCUUUUGUCUUUUGCUUUAUUUGGGUUAUAAGUUAUAUAACGGGUAAGCUGUAAUUGUAUACAAGCCCAUUCCAUAUCAUGCAACCAUGAGUCGAAUAAGUUUUACUGUAAAUGCCAUCACAUUUGUUGAACUUCAAGCUUGAUCCUUCGUACAUGCUGGUUUUUAUGUAAAGGGAGUCAACAGCUAUACUUUGUAAUAAAAGAGGAGAGGGAGGGAUGCUGCUUCCUCCAUGUACAUGUUGUGCAUUGCGUCCUUCAAUCAUGAGAAUUUGUCUGAGACUUAUGAAGUAGUACAUAAAUAAGAUACUCUGUUUCAUGCCCCUUAUUUGAUAA
Messenger RNA from Vitis riparia (riverbank grape), 3806 nucleotides. RefSeq lists its product as uncharacterized. The coding region runs from base 1294 to 3348 and encodes 684 amino acids. The transcript has 4 exons. NCBI's taxonomy places the organism in Eukaryota, Viridiplantae, Streptophyta, Magnoliopsida, Vitales, Vitaceae. The record is from RefSeq and is a predicted model, not a curated record.